AUGGGGUUUGAAAAUGAUGAAAUGACAGGAGUUGUCUAUAAACCACAGCACGAUGGCAAACAUGAUCAGAAGCUUCAACCAGAUAACAUCAAGAAGAAAAAUGAUACAUGGUUUCUCUAUUUCUCUGCUUUCACAGCGAACCUCGUAUUCCUGUCAGGUUCCAUGGACAUGGUAUGGACAUCACCAGUUAUUCCCAAACUGCAAUCGAACGAUACGACUGUGAACCCUUUAGGCAGACCAAUUUCACAUUACGAGAUAUCUCUCAUAGCAGGACUUCCGAGAUUUGGUGCAAUAUUAGGAACAAUAGCGUUUGCAAAACUCCCAGACAUUGUCGGAAGGAAAAAAUGUUUGGUAUAUAUGGCUUUAGCUAUGACGAUUUCGAACCUGCUAGUAUCAUUUGGCAAUCAUAUAUACUACUAUUACAUAGGAAGGACUUUAUUUUGUACAUUUUUGGGAGGAGUGACAGUUUGUUUACCAGUUUAUUUAUGCGAGAUAGCUGAGGAUCACAAUAGAGUUAAAUAUAUGUGUCUAAUGUCUGCAACAGUACCAAUUGGAACGCUUCUGUCCUAUAUAUUCGGACCUAUUACAUCAGUCAAAAUAUUCACCUUACUCACCAUAGCUCCAGUUAUAGCAUUCCUACUGAUCUUCACAAUAAGCGUACCUGAAUCUCCAGUCUAUCUGGCUUCGAAAGGAAAGCGAAUUGAAACUAUGAUAGCACUACAAAAACUCAGAAGCAAUAAGGAUACAGAACAGAUAAACAAAGAUUAUCAACAGAUAGAAAGAGAAUUGGAAGCUAGAAAGAAUGUAUCGAAUAUCAAAACUCUCUGGCCUUUCACAACAAAACCGUUGAAAAGAGCUUUUCUGAUAGCAACAGUCAUAAAUAUGGCACACCAUUGUGCAGGAUCUUCAGUAAUCAUGCCAUUCCUUGGACCAAUGUUCAACGAAGCUCAUACAAAUCUAUCUGGAAAUAAUGUAGCUAUUUUAGUAGGCAUAAUCAAAAUAUUCAUUUACUUCGCAACGUCAUUCAUAGUUGAAAAAAGUGGUCGCAGGCCUCUGCUUUUAUUAUCUUCUGCAGCGUCAGGAGUACCAUUAUUUUUCCUUGGUUUAUAUUUUUACUGGAAAAAUACGAAUGCAAGUUUCCUUGGUGAUAUAAGAUGGUUGCCUAUUGUGAUAAUUAUAGUUUUCAUUAUAUCCUAUGCUAUUGGUCUGGGGCCACUUCCCACAGCAAUUACAGGUGAACUCUUUCCUAGUGAUAUCAAAUCGUUGGCAAUGUCUUACCAGAUGAUAUUUGUGAAUUUGGUCAUAACUGUGUGGACUUUCAGUUAUCCCAUAGUGGCCCAUUAUCUGGGUAUUCAGUAUUGUUUAUGGCUUUUCAGCAUGAAUUGUUUCAUAGGGCUCAUAGGCAUUUAUUAUAUAUUACCUGAAACCAAGGGUAAGAGUAUUUUAGAAAUACAAAAAAUGUUGAGUGAUUAA
Phaedon cochleariae (mustard beetle) is the source of this 1473-nucleotide messenger RNA. Lineage: Eukaryota; Metazoa; Arthropoda; Insecta; Coleoptera; Chrysomelidae. The record is from the annotation of a GenBank genome assembly.